Messenger RNA from Cucurbita moschata (crookneck pumpkin), 1065 nucleotides. RefSeq names its product PLASMODESMATA CALLOSE-BINDING PROTEIN 3-like. The coding region runs from base 164 to 781 and encodes 205 amino acids. The transcript has 4 exons. The record is from RefSeq and is a predicted model, not a curated record. Lineage: Eukaryota; Viridiplantae; Streptophyta; Magnoliopsida; Cucurbitales; Cucurbitaceae.
AAGCCACUGCCUUUAUUUUGUAUCGAACAGACCCCUUCCCCUUCAGGAUACUUUACAUUUCCACUCUCACAGACUCUCUCCUUUUCUCUACACUUCUCUCUUUCUGCUUGUGUGUGUGGCCGUGAGAGCCUUCUUCUGGCCACUAUCUCUGAGCUUUGUAAUCAUGUCUUGGGUUAUGCCUGUUUUAGCUAUUGGGCUUCUUAUUCUGGCCAUGACUGGCCAUUCAAGUGCAACAUGGUGCGUUUGCAAGGACGGAAUAGGUGAUACUGCUCUCCAGAAGACAAUUGACUAUGCUUGUGGAGCUGGGGCUGACUGUCUCCCUAUUCAUCAAAAGGGGGGCUGUUUCGCUCCCGACACGGUCAAGGCCCAUUGUUCCUAUGCUGCUAACAGCUACUUUCAGAGGAAGGGUCAAGCUCCUGGUUCCUGUGAUUUUUCUGGCACAGCCAUGGUCACCACUACUGACCCCAGCAUUACAGGCUGCGUUUAUCCUUCUAGCGCCAGCCCCGUAAACAGUGGCACUGUUCCAGUAACUGGAACACCAACCACCACCAGCCCGGGCACUGGAUCAACUCCCACAACCAAUACUCCAUUUGGUUCUACAACCCCCACCGGCGUCAUCGGAGGGAAUGGCUACAGCAGUGGAAGCAACAGUUUAGGACCAUCAGGCGUCGGCGGGAUGAACUCCGACUACAGUGACAGUGGAUCAAGACUCAAACUCACUCUAAUUGCCAAUGCAGUAGCUUAUUUGUUCACUCUCUUGUUCUGUGGGCAUAUGGCUUGAUGCAGUUUCUUUUAUUUAUUGGAAUCGUUGUGAGAGGAAUGCAGGGUGGGUAGCAUGUGAUGUUCCUGUUCUUGCUGUACUACUGGUUCUGGUCUUAGACAGCUUUGUUUUUUUAAAUUUGUUCUUUCGUCCACUUAAGUCUCUCCCUCACCACUUGAUGCCAAAAACAAAAUGGGAAAAAGUUGGCCUCCACAUUGCUUGUUUUGGAUGGACUUUUCUUCAUACUCUAGUGGGACCCACAGAACAUUUCUUUUUAACUUUACCAGAUCUACUUACCAUGUUCA